Messenger RNA from Vespa crabro (European hornet), 2884 nucleotides. It is a transcript of the gene mino, whose product is annotated as glycerol-3-phosphate acyltransferase 1, mitochondrial. The transcript is spliced from 13 exons. NCBI's taxonomy places the organism in Eukaryota, Metazoa, Arthropoda, Insecta, Hymenoptera, Vespidae. Bases 141 to 2726 code for a protein of 861 amino acids. The record is from RefSeq and is a predicted model, not a curated record. Gene Ontology annotation, cellular component: mitochondrial membrane.
UUUUUUGUUUCCGUUUUUUUUUCUCUCUCUUUCUUUAUAAAAAUUCAAGUAGCAGUUUUCUUUCAUUUUUUUCUCUUUCUUUCUUUCUUUCUUUCUUUCUUUCUUUCUUUUUUCCCUCCCUUUUCUUUUGGAACCACCCGAUGAUUAUCGACGGAACAAUGGACGGUCUCAUCGAGAUUUUCGUCUUCUGCGGAGUGCUUUACUAUUUUUUCAAUACCAGAGCUACAAAUAUGGUAGAUGUACUUUUUAUGCGUCUUCAUGAAGUUUAUGAAAAAUGGGAUAGCAAGACGGAUAUAAGAAGAAAUAGCGGAACAACAGCAUCAAGCGGAAAUUCGUCUCCAUUUUCUGCAGGCGAUCUUAGACGUGCAGGACGAGAGUAUCAAAGGAGACGUGAUUUUGAAUGGAGGAAGGAAGCAAAAUAUUCGAGGUUGUACGAUGCUAAGCUAGAUAAAGAUUCGAGCGUUUAUUACAAAAGUUUACGUUUGUUCGUACAACCUUACUGCAGUAGUUGUAUACAACGAUCUGAGAAUUUUCCAUAUAGAAAAGAAAGCAAUGAACAGCCAUACGGCGUGAAUAUGUUGACGGUAGAUUCUGGUCCUGGAUUGUUUUCUAAAUUUUUUUGUCAUUUCUUUUAUAUUUACGGAUUGAAGACAUAUUAUUAUCCAAAAUUAACAGAGACAGUAUUGAAUGAUGAGAAAUUAAAUGAAAUCUUCAAAAUAGCCGCUUGGGAAAUGGCUAAUAAUGAUGGCUUUAAUGAAAAGCAGGCCAUGACGAAUGUUAAAGAUAGAGCUAAAACAAUACUUUUACAGAUGGAAAGUAGAAUUAGUAAUACGCUACUUAAAAUUACUGCAUGGAUUCUUUACAAAUUAUUACCUUGUUUCUUACGAUCAGCCAUUAUUUUUCCACCACAAAUAGAAGUAUUGAAAAAGGCUAGCGAUACUGGUUUGCCUUUAAUUUUUUUACCUCUACAUCGUAGUCAUUUGGAUUAUGUUAUGAUAAGUUUUAUUCUUCUUAUGCAUAAUAUCAGAAAUCCAUUGAUAGCUGCUGGUGAUAAUUUAAGAAUUCCUUUUUUUGGGUGGCUUCUUAGAGGUUUAGGUGCUUUCUUUAUAAAACGCCGUAUUGACCCAUCUGCAGGUCAUAAAGAUAUUCUUUAUCGUGCUGUUCUUCAUACAUAUAUUAUAGAAAGUCUUCGAGCUGGUCAUAAUAUAGAAUUCUUCGUGGAGGGUGGUAGAACAAGAACUGGUAAACCAUGUAUGCCAAAAGGUGGCAUCCUAAGUGUGAUUGUCGACGCCUAUAUGGAUGGUAUAAUUGAUGAUGCUUUAAUAGUACCAAUUGCAAUGAACUAUGAACGUCUAGUAGAUGGAAAUUUUGUGAGAGAACAAUUAGGACAACCCAAAAAAAUGGAAACAUUUGGAUCAACAAUGAAAGCUAUAUGGUCUACAUUAAUGGGAAAUUAUGGCAUUGUCAAAAUUAAUUUUUGUGAACCAUUUUCACUUAGUAAAAUGUUGAAGUCGUUUCAGAAAAGCCAAAACAAUGUAAAACAUCAAAUGGGAAAAAAGAUUCUCAAGCACACAAUGUCCAAUUCAUCUCUAUAUGGAACUGAUUUCGUAGCAGAAGAGCAUCGUCAAUUAGUUGAUAACAUUGCGCGUCAUGUUGUAUAUGAUUGCUUUAAAUCUACUCCUAUUAUGUCAACAAAUAUUGUUGCUCUCUUACUCUUAAAUAAAUUCAGAGAUGGAUGUACAUUAGACGAAUUGGUGAAAUCAUUUGAUAUAAUCAAAAAAAAUUUUGUAUACCAAAACGUGGAUAUGGCAUUUUCUGGCAAAACCAUUGACAUUAUAAAUCAUGCAUUGGAUAUCUUGGGCCCAGAAUUAGUUAAGCGACAACAAGAAGAAAUAACAGAAGCUGUGGACGGGCAGCUUAUCAAAUCAAAUGUCAUUGUAAUUCGUCCCGUAUCGAUAUUACCAAAUUUAAUCGAAUUAUCAUAUUACAGCAAUUCUAUGAUAUCUUAUUACAUUAUGGAUAGUGUUGCAGUAACAGUUUUGUAUGCUGGAUUGAAGUCUGAAAAAAAAGAUCCAAUGACACUUUCUGAAGAGGAUAUAAUUAGUAUUUCCGAAGAUGCUUUUAUUACAAAAAUACUUAAACUUUGUGAUAUAUUAAGAUAUGAAUUUAUUUUUUGCAAACCUUGUGACACACUUGAUAACGUCGCUGCAGAUACUAUACGACGUCUUUCAUCGAUACUUGUUUCAGAUGAAGUUCGUACGCCAGAACAAUUAUGGAACAGAAAUUUUAUAGGAUCUACUCAUUUAUUUUCAAAUGAUGGUUAUUCAGGAAGAUUUAUAUACAAACUUAAAAUAAAUCCGACUAGCAUUAAUAUAAUGGAAUUUUUACAUACAAUGUUACGUCCAUUAAUUGAUACAUAUACAUUGAGUGCGUAUACUUUGAGAAAAUUAGUGAGAAGAUCUUUAUCUGAAAAGGUUUUGCUUCAUGAAGUUUUAAAUGAAAUAAAAACGAAUUUGGAUAAUGGCAUCAUUAAUUACGGUGAAAGUUUAUGUGUUGAUCCUAUUAAGAAUUCUUUUAAACUUUUUGAAAAGUUGAAUAUCUUAGAAUGUGUUCCUCAAGGAAAUGUUAAAAUAUUUUAUUUAAAAGUAGACUAUGAUACAGAUGUAGCUAUAGAAAACUUUUAUCAAGAUAUAGCAGCAUUUAAGUGGACCAGAAGUACAGAAUGAUGAUUUCUUUUCAUAUUACCAAGAUAAAAUUAUAUAAAAUAUUGUAUAUAGUUUUUCUAAGAUGUGAAGUAUAUUUUGUAAGACUUUUUAAAUGAUAUUCUGUAAAUUUAUAAAAAAGAUGUCAAAAAUCCUCCAUGACGAUAUAUAUACAAAGUUAA